AUGUAAAAAAGCAAUUCUUAUCAUAUAAAGACGCCAAGAAAAUUUCGACAGGAUAAUAUUUUAUCAUAAGAAUUAUUGUAAAAAUUAACUCAAUCGAAGUUAGAAAAUAAAUAAGAAAAUGGAUAUUUUGAUAAACAUAAAUAAAUUUUUGGAGCCAAAAAAGUAAAACAAAUUUCCAGAUCCAUAGGAGGAGGAUCUUAAAGUUAUAGAGAAAUAGUAUAAUAAAAUUUGAAUCUAUUCAAUUUAAAUAAAGAGGCUAGAGCAGAGGAUAUAAGCAUAAGAAAGUCUAAUGAAGAAAUCAAAAGUACAUAAAAGAAAUCAUGCCACGUCAGUCAUGUUAGUUAAAUAUGGGCAAAGAGGAAUAGAACAGAUAGUAACUCCUUAACUCCAAGAAAAGUAGGAGUAAAUGAUUUUAUUUUAAAUGCAAGUGCUUUUUUAAAGGAAAAACAAUUAGAAAAUCAAUUAGACAAGCUUUCUUAUCAAAUUGUAUAACUUUAAAGUAAAUCUGAUUAACUAGAGAUAUAAAAUAAAAUGUUAUUUGCAAAUUUAGAAUAAUAUUAAUAAGAUAAUCAUAAAAUGAAAGAUAGACAUUCCCUUAUUAAAAAAUUAGAUACCAUGAUAGUAAUGUAAUAACGCUAGGAAGAAAACUUAAAUUACUUUAAAUAGUUAUUUAAGGAUAAAAGCAAUGAGAAUAAGAAAACACAAUAGCAAAAUUCCUUCCCUAAACUUCGACCAGCAGGCUUAUCGGCAUACUUUGGUUUAAAAAUUUGA
Molecule: messenger RNA, 771 nt
Organism: Paramecium tetraurelia
Lineage: Eukaryota; Ciliophora; Oligohymenophorea; Peniculida; Parameciidae
Exons: 2
Source: RefSeq, a predicted model, not a curated record